Molecule: messenger RNA, 1815 nt
Organism: Python bivittatus (Burmese python)
Lineage: Eukaryota; Metazoa; Chordata; Lepidosauria; Squamata; Pythonidae
Source: RefSeq, a predicted model, not a curated record
CAGAGGGGCUGUACCUUCCACGCCGCAGCGCCGGAGGAUCUUUCCUCCUCCUCCUCCUCCUCCUCCUGAGGAGUUUUGUACUCGCCUCAGAGCAGAGAUUGUCGCCUUUCCCUGCAAUGGAGCCGGCGGGAGCGGCUCUCACUGGGCCGGCGGCCGCAGGAACCUCGACGCUGUUUUUGGCGGGGAACGAGCAGCAGUAUUUCUCCGAGCUCUUCUCGCUUUGCGGCGGCCAGCCUACUCCCGAGGCGGGACCUGGAUUGGCCCCCCCCGCUGUCGGGGGGGGUAAAGUGGCAGAGGUGUUCCGAGCGUCGCAGCUCCCCGCGGAGAUGCUCCAUCAGAUUACAGACUUGUGUGGUGCUAAACGUGUUGGUUAUUUUGGUCGUACUCAGUUUUAUGCUGCUCUGAAGCUUAUAGCUGCUGCACAGGCUGGUCUCCCAGUACGAAUAGAAAGUAUUCAGAAUGAAUUACCUUUACCUCGAUUUAGUGCUCUGAAAAGUGGUAGUGAAAUAAGGUACAGUAAUCUACCAGAAGCACAUGGAACUAAGUUUCAGAGUCCACAUGCAACACUUGAGAUAAAUUGUUUCAGAAGAUCAGAUGAAGAAGAAAAACAGGAAGAAGCGAAAUCUCCCCCCAUGUCUCCCAUUGGUUCUCAUCCUGCGUCUCCCUCAAAUUACCAGAGAAUUCCUUCAGGAUAUGGAUAUAGUAUAUUGAGAAGUGGGCUUGAGCAGCAGCAUGGAGGUUCCUAUGAAGCUAGACAUUCUAUUCAAGAUGGAUUAACUUCAGGGAGUUAUGGGUCCAAAUCAGCACCAACUCAUUCAUCUCUCAUUCGGUCUCUCUCAAUAGAAAGAGAACUGCAGGAGAGCAGUAGUAAUUACCCAGAUGACCUCUGGAGAGUUACUGAGGAACAACGAGAAUAUUACAUCAAUCAGUUCAAGUCUUUACAGCCUGAUCUCAACUCUUUCAUUUCAGGUUCUGUGGCUAAGAAUUUCUUCACAAAGUCUAAACUGCCCAUCCCUGAGCUUUCACACAUAUGGGAACUUAGUGAUGUUGACUGUGAUGGAGCACUGACAUUAGCAGAGUUCUGUGCUGCCUUUCACCUUGUGGUUGCUCGGAAGAAUGGCUACCUGUUGCCAGACACCUUGCCGGAGACGCUCUUGCCUGACUAUCUUCAUGCAGCUUCCCUUAAGCCUAAAAGUGAUCAUGUACUGAAUUCUUAUUCAGAAUCAUUGUCAGUAAAUCAACAGACAAGGGAUUUCAGUAGGACUGAGCUUGAAACUGUAUGCGAAGAUCCAAAUAACUCAGAGCCACUGAUUCUGUUUGAGGCAGCUUCUGUUGAACCAACUUUACUUGAUGAGAAACCUGGUAAAGCUGCACUGAUUCAGGAUACAGUUACUGAUGAUAAACAAGGUCUGAAAGCAAGUGCUUCUACCCGAGCAGUGCCAAAGGAUUUUAAAGUAUCUCAACAUUUGCCUUUCAAAACAGUUGCUCAAGAAUCAAACACACUCAGAACGAGACCAAGGUCCAAGUCUUACUCUAGCACAUCUGUUGAAGAUGCAGUGAACGAAGGGGGAGAACCACCAGCUCCUCCACCAAGACCUCAAAAAUCACAUUCCAGAGCUUCCUCCUUAGACUUAAAUAAAAUUUUUCAGCAAAAUACACAAGUUAGAUCAGGCUGGAUACCACCACCACCUGCUCUACCUCCAAGGCCCUUUGUAUCACAGGUGUGUCAAUAAUUUCAGCAUGAUAUUAUGCUUAAUAUCUAUCUUAAAAGGGAAAAGUAAAAAGUUUUUUUUCCUUGCCCAAGCAUCCAUUCGC